AUGGAGGAGGAAGGAUCUGAGUGGAUCCUUCCCCAGACCCCAGCAGGAGCGCAGUUUCGGGAUCCUAACGCAGACCUGCAGGCAGGUAAAGCAACUGUCCCGGCAGAUGCAACCUUAGGAUGGGCACCGACUGGAACUGCAGUUCAGGUGAAGUUUGCAGAAGCAGAGGAUUCAACGGACACAGAGACGGACUGCCCAGGGCUGCUGUGGACGGUGUUCGGGGUGGGGUCUGUCCUCACCCCAGAAGUGACAGAAUCACCUGGUGUGCCGGAGAGGGAGGAGACCCCCGAGACGUUGAGGCUGAUGCUGGUUGGCAAAAGCGGAAGUGGGAAGAGCGCCACCGGGAACAGCAUCCUGGGCCGGUUUCAGUUCGAGUCCAGACUCAGCGCUGCGCCUGUGACACGGACCUUCCAGACGGGGACAAGGCAGUGGGCCGGGAAGCGGCUGGAGGUGAUGGACACCCCUGAUCUCCUGUGUCCCUUGGACCCUCCUGCGGCGUCCGCCCAGCGCAUGUGCGAGGCGGUCACCUUGUCCUCCCCGGGGCCCCACGCGGUGCUGCUGGUGACCCAGUUGGGCCGCUUCACAGAGCAGGAUCGCCAGGCGGCCCUGCGCCUCCAGCAGCUCUUCGGGGCGGGCGUGCUGGCACACACCAUCCUGGUGUUCACCCGCAGCGAGGACCUGGCUGGGGACUCCCUGGACGAGUACCUGCGAGGCUCCGACAACCGGGACCUGGCCAGGCUGGACGCACUGUGCGCGCGGCGCCACUGCGGCUUCAACAACAGGGCGCAGGGGCGCGAGCGGGAAGACCAGCUCCGGGCGCUCAUGAAGCAGGUGGAGGUUGUGCUGUGGGAACACGAGGGCCGGUGCUACAGCAACAGCGCGUACCUGUACUGGCAGGGGAGGCCACACGGGGACGGGCCAGCGCGGCCAGCGGUCCAGGGGCAAGGCUACCAGGAGGAGGCGGAGGAGGAGGCCUGGCUAGAGGAGCUGUGCAGGGUCCAGAGGGAGUCUGAGGAAUCCCACAAAUGUGUCCUAGGGAGCGCGCUCCUUUGAGGGAAGGCUGGCCUGUGGCUGGGCACAGCUGCUUCCCGCCAGCCCCCUGCAGCCGGAGUCCAGCUUCUAGCCUUGCUCUCUCUA
Molecule: messenger RNA, 1137 nt
Organism: Sorex araneus (European shrew)
Lineage: Eukaryota; Metazoa; Chordata; Mammalia; Eulipotyphla; Soricidae
Product: GTPase IMAP family member 6-like
Exons: 2
Coding region: 1-1053 (350 amino acids)
Cellular component (GO): cytosol
Molecular function (GO): GTP binding
Source: RefSeq, a predicted model, not a curated record